Molecule: messenger RNA, 1695 nt
Organism: Peronospora matthiolae
Lineage: Eukaryota; Oomycota; Peronosporomycetes; Peronosporales; Peronosporaceae
Source: the annotation of a GenBank genome assembly
AUGUUCCGCUGCAUUGCAUCACUGACGACGUCAGGAGUGCUCCUUUUUGCGGCUGCCACCGCCACCUUCUUUCCCGAUGGAUCGUGGCCCGCCAGCAAGGGUGCUGUGAAGUACUCGAGGCCUUACACGGUCAAGGCUGGCGAGCUGUUUGACGGCAAGAUGAAGACAUACGAGCGCUCAAACGUCAUGUGCUCGGGUGGUGAGGGCCAAGGAAACACGGCUGUCUUUAUCGUGGAGGCUGGUGGUGCAUUGAAGAAUGCCAUCAUUGGCAAGAACCAGAAGCAGGGUGUGCAGUGCAACAACAAUGACUGUGUCCUUGAGAACGUCUGGUGGAACGACGUGUGCGAAGUAGCGAUGAUCGUCCGAAGCGGAACUGCGUCGAGCGUAUCGAAACUAAUCGGUGGUGGUGCCAGGUAUGCCACGGACAAGGUCGUUCAGCACAAUGGCCGCGGCAAGGUUGAGAUCAUGGGCUUCUACGCCGAGGACAUCAGCAAUCUUUACCGCUCGUGUGGUACGUGUGGUAAGAUGACUCGUCAAGUGACGGUGACCAACGUGUACAUUGUGAACCCAACCAACGCGGUUGUGACGGUGAACAAGAAUUGGGGCGACCGUGCUAUGCUGAGGAACGUCCAGAUCAAGUCGAGUCAAAAGGCCGCUGUGAAGGUGUGUCAGUGGAUGGAGGGCAACGUCAAUGGAGGGGGCAAGAAGGUGGGUCACGGCCCUUUGAAUUCGCUCUGCCAGUACGCGGCAAGUGAUGUGCUUAUCAACAAGGGCGCGCCCCGUACCACGCAGGUUUCGGUCAACUCGGACAGUUCGGACGAUGUUUCGCAGACACCGUUGCAGGAAUCCGUUGAGGACUCGAAAAGCGCCACGCCGUCUCUCCGAAAGACUGGCAAGAAAUCGGGCGUUGGCAAGACACAGACAUCUUCAGCGAAGGCUCCCACCUCCGGAGGUAACAACGUCAAGCGUCCUGGUACUACCAAAUCGACGGGAUCAGUUCCGGACGGUUCGUGGCCUGCCAGCAAGGGUGCCGUCCUGUACAGCACACCGUAUGUGAUCAAGGCCGGCCAGGUGUUUGAUGGUCAGAUGAAGACGUACGAGCGCUCGAACGUCAAGUGCUCGGGUGGAGAGGGCCAGAAGGACACAGCCGUAUUCCUCGUCGAGGCUGGUGGUACAUUGAAGAAUGCCAUCAUUGGUAAGAACCAGAAAGAGGGGGUGCAUUGCGACGACCAUGACUGCACGAUUGAGAACGUGUGGUGGGACGACGUGUGCGAGGACGCGCUGAGCAUCAAGGGCGGAAGUGCGUCCAGUGUGACCACCGUCACCAACUGCGGAGCACGCCACGCAGAAGACAAGGUCAUUCAGCACAAUGGCCCUGGAACGGUCAAGAUCAACGGUUUCUUUGCACAGGAAUUCGGCAAGCUCUACCGCUCGUGUGGCACGUGCGGCAACAUUCCUCGCAAGGUCACGAUAGAGAAUGUGUACGCGAUCAACCCUUUGGUGAGCGUCAUCACAGUGAACAAGAACUACAACGACCAGGCCAUACUGAAAAACAUCCAUGUGAAGUCCAGCAACUCGAACGUCAAGGUGUGUGAGUGGUCACAGGGCGGUGGCAAGCCAUCCAGUGUGGGUAAUGGUCCGUCGGGCAAACUCUGCCAGUACACGACGAGCGACGUGUACAUCAACAAGAGCUAA